AUGUCAUGGAAUGCUGGUUGGACUAAGGAUGUGAAAUUCUUAUAUGAAAUUUUGAAUUCACUGCAAAUUUUAAAGAUUGAGCAUUUAGCAGACAUUCAGACUCUGGUUUUAUCUGAUGAUGAAAAUGAAUAUAAUGAUGAGCCAGUAAUCAACUUUGAGCAAAACUUAUACAAACAAGCCUUAAACUUAGCUGAACAUGAAAAUGACCCAUGGAAAGAGCUUGAUGCAGAGAAUAUGACAAUUUUGCAGAAGACAAGCUAUAAGGAAGCUGGCAGUGAAUAUUCUGAAGAGAUUUCUAAGAUUAAAGCAAAGCCAAUUACACUGUGUAUCAUAAUCGAUAACAAACUUGGAAAAAUACGUUGCUGUAAUGAAACUAGUAAUAAGAGGUUGCGAGAACUCAUUGGUGCCUGA
Dentiscutata heterogama is the source of this 411-nucleotide messenger RNA. The record is from the annotation of a GenBank genome assembly. NCBI's taxonomy places the organism in Eukaryota, Fungi, Glomeromycota, Glomeromycetes, Diversisporales, Gigasporaceae.